UCCAGGAAUAAAUGAUGAUGGGUCAGCAUAAAGGAUCCAGGUUUAGUCGUCUCCAGUAGACCACUCCGGUUAUAUCUACAUAGUUCAGAUAUUUCUGCAGUAUGGGAAAGGGAGAAGGAAAGGGAAAGGCUGCUGCCCACUUUGACGAGGGAACCCUGGAGGUGUACAAGGAGUGCUUCAGGCUCAUGGACAUCGACAAGGACGGGGUCAUCAACAAGACAGAUCUCAGGGCUGCCUUCGACAACGUGGGGCGGUUGGUGAUGGACGACGAGUUGAACCAGAUGUUGAGUGAGGUGGGAGGACCCUGCAACUAUGAUAACAUGAUCAAGAUGUUUGAGGCCAAGAUGGCUGGCGGUGUAAACGAUCCUGACGAUCUUAUUGUUUCAGCAUUCAAGGCAUUUGAUGAAGAAGUGGAGGAGAAGAUCAAAGGACAGAUGGUGAAACGACAUAUUCUUGAUUGUGAACAUUUUAAACAUAUUCUAACAACGUUCGGGGAUCCCCUGAACGUGGAUGAUAUGGACGAUAUCUUCGAUGAGUUUGAUUUUGAUGACAAUGGUGAUAUUCUGACCAAGUCUGUUGUUGAUCUGUUUGUUGCUGGAGCUAUGGAUGAGAAGAAGGAGGAGGAAGAGGAGAAGAAGGAAGGUGAAUCUGCUGAACAAGGAGAAGGUGGUGAAGGAGAUGAUGGCGGUCAGAAGAAGAAGAAGAAGAAGAAGAAGGCUGCAAAGUAAACAAUGGAAUGUUAAUUUAAAUUUUGUUCGAGGAAAUAAUAAAUAUAUUUGUUAAUUCAAAUUAA
This is a messenger RNA of Eurytemora carolleeae, 793 nucleotides long. RefSeq names its product myosin regulatory light chain 2. Gene Ontology annotation, molecular function: myosin heavy chain binding; calcium ion binding. The record is from RefSeq and is a predicted model, not a curated record. Gene Ontology annotation, cellular component: myosin II complex; cytoplasm. The transcript has 6 exons. The coding region runs from base 102 to 728 and encodes 208 amino acids. Gene Ontology annotation, biological process: locomotion; post-embryonic development. Lineage: Eukaryota; Metazoa; Arthropoda; Copepoda; Calanoida; Temoridae.